AUGAAUUCCAUCUUCUACCUUCUCGCCCUCAUCGCCUGUGUUGCAAACUUUGGAUUCUCACAGGAUCUUCCAGCUCCAGAAGUUCCAGAAAUUCCAGAAGUUCCAGAUGUUGGAGCCAUUACUGAUCAAGUGAAAGUGGAAGCUGUGCUGGAAUUGGUGACUGGGCUUUUGGCAACCGUGCUUGAACUUGUGACAUCAUUGGCUUCCUCAGUUGGAGGAGUUGCUGGAGGAGCCACAGGAAGUCUUGGAGCAGUCACCGGAGUAGUGGACGGAGUAACAGGAACAGUUGGAGAUCUUACUGGAGGUCUUGGAGGAGCCACAGGAGGAGCCACCGGAGCUCUCGGAGGAUUAACUGGAACCGUCGGAGGUCUUACUAACGCUCUGGGAGGAGCAACAGGAGGUCUUGGGGGUCUAUCUGGCAUUCUUGGAGGAGCCACAGGAGGAGCCACCGGAGCUCUCGGAGGAUUAACUGGAACCGUCGGAGGUCUUACUAACGCUCUGGAAGGAGCAACAGGAGGUCUUGGGGGUCUAUCUGGCAUUCUUGGAGGAGCCACAGGAGGAGCCACCGGAGCUCUCGGAGGAUUAACUGGAACCGUCGGAGGUCUUACUAACGCUCUGGGAGGAGCAACAGGAGGUCUUGGGGGUCUAUCUGGCAUUCUUGGAGGAGCUGCAGGAGGAGCCACCGGAGGUCUCGGAGGAAUUACUGGAAAUGUUGGACAAGUUGCUGGUGCGAUUCCAAAUGUCCCUGCAGUUCCAGCAGUAGGAAUUGCUGCCUAAGCUCUUGAUAAAUUCUUUCGUAUUUUUUGGGAAUCAA
Messenger RNA from Caenorhabditis elegans, 814 nucleotides. It is a transcript of the gene Y59A8B.26, whose product is annotated as Glycine-rich cell wall structural protein. The transcript has 2 exons. Bases 1 to 777 code for a protein of 258 amino acids. The record is from RefSeq and is marked reviewed. NCBI's taxonomy places the organism in Eukaryota, Metazoa, Nematoda, Chromadorea, Rhabditida, Rhabditidae.